Aureobasidium melanogenum CBS 110374 is the source of this 705-nucleotide messenger RNA. Its product is annotated as Isochorismatase hydrolase. The record is from RefSeq and is a predicted model, not a curated record. NCBI's taxonomy places the organism in Eukaryota, Fungi, Ascomycota, Dothideomycetes, Dothideales, Saccotheciaceae. Bases 1 to 705 code for a protein of 234 amino acids. The transcript is spliced from 2 exons.
AUGACUUCCCACAAAGCUUUGAAAGCUGCUCUCGUAGUCGUCGAUUUGCAAGAGGACUUCUGCCCACCAAACGGCAGUCUGGCAGUGACUGAUGGCCGGUCCAUUGCUCCUGUCAUCAAUGACCUCUUGAAGCUCCCAUGGACCCUCAGAGUCGCUUCUAAAGACAUGCACCCCGAUGAUCAUAUUUCGUUUGCGUCCAAUCAUCCUCCGCCGCACAACAAGCCCUUCGAGUCGACCAUCACAAUCUCCAACCCUGAAAACCCCGACGAGACGCAAACGACAAAAUUAUGGCCAGUUCACUGUAUCGCAGGCUCACCAGGCAGUGACCUCAUACCAGAACUUGACGCCACUCGGAUAGACGAAAUCGUAGAAAAAGGACAAGAUAAAAGAGUGGAAAUGUACUCGGCCUUCUGCACACCUUUCCUCGAUCCGAAGAUUGUGGAGACGGGAUUGGCAAACACACUCAGAGAGAAGGGUAUCACCCAUGUGUUUUGCGUUGGCUUGGCUGCAGACUAUUGCGUAAGAGAGACAGCGGUUGAUGCUGCCAAGGAGGGCUUUGAGACCUUCGUUAUCCGAGAGGGUACGAAAGGUGUUGAACAAGGCGAGGAGGCUGACAAGAAGCUUGCACAAGAGCUGAAAGAGCACAACGUCAAGAUGGUCAGUGUCGAAGGACCUGAGGUCGCCCAAGUCAGAGACCUGCGGUAG